GCUAAUUGCUAGGGGCUCGCUUACCUUUUCACUGCGUACAAGGAAUUUCCAAAGCACUGAUUUCACUCCGAUGGCUACAGUAAUUUCCGCAAUCACUCUCUCAGUCGUUCUCGUUUUCCUCAUCUUUAACCUAACUCCGACUCCAGCUUUCGCUGACCUUGUCUACGAGGAUGGCUACUCAGUCACCACAGUCUUCGACGGCAACAAGCUCCAUAUCUUCCCUCGCUCCGUCCUCCCGCAACCUGGAUCGUCCGAUCUCUUCCUCUUGGACUCCACCGAUAGUACUGUAUACGCUCUAUCAAUCCCCGAGUCUGGAGAGGUCUCGCUCCAGCGCUUAGCCGGAAAUGGAACGGCCGGCUACUCGGACGGCGAUCUGAGCUCUGCGAUGUUUGAUAAGCCGAAAAGCUUUGCGGUUGAUGCUAGAGGCAAUUUAUAUGUUGCUGAUGUUAAGAACUAUGCAGUUAGAAAGAUUAGCAAAUCAGGUGUGACUACUAUAGCUGGAGGGUUUUCAAACAAAGCCGGCAAGAAAGAUGGCUCUGGCAAAGAUGCUACCUUCUCAAAUGAUUAUGAGCUAGUCUUCAUUCCUCAAAGAUGUGCUUUAAUCGUCUCUGACAUUGGAAAUAAUUUAGUCCGCCAAAUUAAUCUCAAGGCAGAGGACUGCUCUAGUGAUUCUCAAUCUGCGUUAGGAUCAACCACUGCUUGGUUUCUUGGAGUGGGGAUUUCGUGCUUAAUUGGCUUGAUUAUUGGAUUUGUGCUUCGUCCAUAUGUCAUUCCACAUGGAGGCAGCAGACAUCGUUGGUACAACAGGACAUGGAAGCGUUGCCAAAUGAGUCUGGGGAGACCAGUUCUGAUGCUCUGCUUCGAGCUCAGAAACGCAGUUGUUAACUCGUCAUCUUAUUCACUACUAAAGCAGAUAACAUAUCUUAGUUUCUCUCAUCUCUCUCUGAUAUUUACUUCGAUGUUUUUUCCUAGAAUAGUAGAACCCCGGAAACCUCUUGAAAAACCUGUAUCUUUGCUAGAUUUAGACGACCUUGAUAGCAGUGAACCAACGAAAAAGUAUCCUAGAAUAGUAGAAGUGAAAGACGUGCCUUUGUUGGAGUUGGAUGACAUUAAUACUAGCAAAUCUGCAAAACCAGAUGCAGUGGUCAACGAACUGAAGGAUUUGAUUCAUUUUGACGAAGGCUUGCUCUUAUCAAACAAGUCGGAAUCAGAUUUUGAGGACGGAAACGACACUGGAAGCAAUGGGAAGAUAGAUGGUAUGAUACAAGCUAAUCUCUGUGGCUUUGCGGAGCUGGCAACCGCAACUUCAAGCAUUGAGUUUCCAAAGAGUAGCCUGGGCUUAGUAGCUAAGAGAAGAGUGAAGUAAUCUAUGGUUUCCAUUACUACACCUUGCUAUAAGUAAUCUAUUGCUCCAUAUUAUAGUUGGAAAACUUGGAUUAUGAAUUAAGAGACUUGAAGUAAUAUGUAUGUAAUGUGUCGGGCCGGGAUGUGAGCCCAGAGGGAGGGGUUUUGCCUUUUGUGGCAAGUAAUAUGUAUAUAACUAUGUAAGUACUACUAAUUUGACUUGCUUUGAGUUUCUAUCAUCGGAUGCUUGUGAUUCCAUUUUUU
Ipomoea nil (Japanese morning glory) is the source of this 1608-nucleotide messenger RNA. RefSeq lists its product as uncharacterized. The transcript is spliced from 6 exons. Bases 71 to 1366 code for a protein of 431 amino acids. Lineage: Eukaryota; Viridiplantae; Streptophyta; Magnoliopsida; Solanales; Convolvulaceae. The record is from RefSeq and is a predicted model, not a curated record.